CGGGCAGCUUCUGCUCUGCUGUGCCCGAGGGGCGGGGCAGGCUGGGCCGCCCCUUCCCCAGUGCUCCCCUGGGCCGGCGGGGAGGCGGGCAGCCGUAGCCUUCCAGGAUACCUAGGACCCGUACCCUACCCGCUACCUACCUCUGCAGCCCCUGGAGGAUUGUGGACGACUGCGGUGGGGCCUUCACCAUGGGAGUCAUCGGGGGAGGCGUCUUCCAGGCUAUCAAGGGCUUCCGCAAUGCCCCAGUAGGCAUCCGUCAUCGGUUCCGAGGUAGCAUCAGUGCAGUGAGAAUCAGGGCCCCCCAGAUCGGAGGUAGUUUUGCAGUCUGGGGCGGCCUCUUCUCCACCAUCGAUUGUGGGCUUGUGCGUCUCCGUGGGAAGGAGGACCCGUGGAAUUCCAUCACUAGUGGGGCUCUCACCGGUGCUGUGCUGGCAGCUCGAAGUGGGCCCCUGGCCAUGGUCGGAUCUGCCAUGAUGGGAGGGAUCCUGCUGGCCCUGAUCGAAGGUGUGGGCAUCCUCCUCACCCGCUACACAGCCCAGCAGUUCCGGAACACACCCCCCUUCAUAGAAGAUCCUGGACAGCUGCCCCCCAAGGAGGGUUCUGCCCCACCCCCCGGCUAUCCAGGCUAUGGACAGUACCAGUGAAGCCACCAGGCCAUGGGGGGAGGGAGGGGAAGAAGCUGGGGAGAGCCCAGGGCCAUUUGGGUCCUCGAGGGUUGGUGGGAACCAACUGGACUCCAACUCUUUUUCACUACCUCUCAGAGCUGGCACUUCAGGGCAGGGGACCCCUCACUGCCCCCCUCCUGGCUUUCCUCCAGAGUGGGGAUGGAUAGGCCGGGCCCUGUGAACAUCAUCAUCUCAGGGAGUUGGACAUACCUCAAGGAAGGGAUUGCAGUUCCUAGAGAUGAGGAUCGGGUUGUUUAUUCAAGCUCCGGAGGGACCCCAGACCCCUUCAACUUUCUCUAGAAGUUAGUUCACUGUUGGCUCCCAGCUCAUGUACACCCCCACCCUGCAAAGAAAAAAACAAUCUGGCCUUUUCUCCUCCCCAGUUUUUCUUCCCCAGAUCUCCCCCUCUUUAUUUAAAGAUGGCUCUGAAACCUA
Gracilinanus agilis (Agile Gracile Mouse Opossum) is the source of this 1100-nucleotide messenger RNA. It is a transcript of the gene TIMM17B, whose product is annotated as translocase of inner mitochondrial membrane 17B. Gene Ontology annotation, biological process: protein import into mitochondrial matrix. Gene Ontology annotation, cellular component: TIM23 mitochondrial import inner membrane translocase complex; mitochondrial inner membrane. The transcript has 5 exons. The coding region runs from base 189 to 644 and encodes 151 amino acids. The record is from RefSeq and is a predicted model, not a curated record. NCBI's taxonomy places the organism in Eukaryota, Metazoa, Chordata, Mammalia, Didelphimorphia, Didelphidae. Gene Ontology annotation, molecular function: transmembrane protein transporter activity.